CGCGAGUCAAUUGUCAAGUGCAGAAGUUCUUGAAGCUGGCUUGGUGUGGAAGUUUAUAUUGUGUGUCCCAAUCCCGAUGACAGUUUUUAAUCCAUUCAAGUUGCUGCUCGAAAGAAAGAACAUACCAGUCAUUAGUUUAUAGACAACCGUUGAUUAAAGGUAACAGAAUGAAUGGGAUAUCAGGCUUGAGGCAAAGGACAACAGCUCCUGCCUCGAAAACUACCAACACAGAUUGCUCCUCUCAUCCCACGACACCAGCAGUGAACCCAUUUGUGCAUAACAUUGACAUGAGUGUAUAUGACAAGAUCAAAGUUUAUAUCUUGACGGUCAUAUUGCUCCCUCUCCGGCUUGUUGCUGUUUUUGCCUGCCUUUUGAUUGCAUACUUGCUGGCCUGUAUUGGUACUAUAGGUUUAUCUCAAGAAGAUUUGAUUCACAAACCCAUGACAGGAUGGAGAAGGGAGCUUCGCACGGUGAUCUGCUGGUGGAUGUGCAAGAUGUUUUUCAACAUGGGGUUCUACCGAGUAACAAUUAAGGGAAUCAGGGCCACCGAGAGAGAAGCGCCAAUCUUAGCGUUGGCACCGCAUUCGAGUUUUUCGGAUGCGUUUCCUGUUGUACUUCUCACGGCGCCCAGCCUCGUGGUCAAGCAAGAAGUUCAGGAGGUGCCAUUUUUUGCCAAACUCAUCAACUAUACCCAGCCAGUUUACGUCUGGAGGGAAGAUCCUGAUUCUCGACAGAAUACAAUCAAGGAAAUAAAAAGACGUACAACCUCGCCUGACGGAUGGCAGCAGAUCCUCAUUUUCCCGGAAGGAACUUGUUCCAAUCGUAAAGGAUUAAUCACGUUCAAACCGGGAGCCUUUUACCCCGGUGUUCCUGUUCAGCCUGUUUGUAUUAGAUAUCCUAAUCGCUUGGAUACUCUUUCGUGGACUUGGCAAGGACCUGGCGCUUUGGAGCUUCUCUGGUUAACCAUGACUCAAUUUUACACGUAUUGUGAGCUGGAAUUCUUGCCUGUAUAUGUUCCAACAGAGGAAGAGAAAUGUAAUCCUAAAUUGUUUGCAAGUAAUGUUCGAGACGUUAUGGCCAAAGCACUACAAGUCCCGAUUAUAGAUUAUUCCUAUGAGGAUUGCCGUCUUAUGAGCAAAGCCAAAAAGCUAGGUUUACCUCCUUCAAUUGGACUGAUCGAAGUCCAGAAUGUUCGGGAAGAAUUCGGUUUGGAUGCAAGAGUGCUGGAAACUGAUUUUUUAGAAAAGUUUGCCAAAUUUGCAGAUGCUUCAAGUGGCCUGGCAACUGCCAAGCAAUUUGCUAGGUAUUUGCGUCUCCCUGUGGAGCACCCUAAAGCAAUGGAAAUAUUUGAAAUUUACGACUCGGAUCGAUCUGGUAUGAUCUCGUUUAAAAAAUAUGUCCGAGGUCGGUGCACGCUGAGUGGAUCAGUCAAGAACUCUACUCGAACCAAUGUCAGUUGGGACGUUGUCAAACAGCGCCUUAAACUUUCACCACAGGAUUUGGAAACGAUUGACUCAUUCGUCACGAAUUUAAAAUCCGAUGCGAAUGAAAAUGAUGUUUUGGAUCACCUUUACGCCGCAGUACCAGAAUGGAGUUGGAUUGUUUCUGACUUGUGCAACUCACGAUUGCCAUAAUUUAAGGUCCAUCUUUAUAUUUAUAAGCUAACCAAGGAUCCCGUUUCUUCCCACACGUCAUCCACCCAUAAACAUUUACGUAUUAAUUAAUCCUGUUUACGAGUACCCCUUGCGAAGGACGUCAAGUUAAAACAUGACUCUUCUCCAGGCCGAGAGAGCAAAAUCCGCGCCAGCAAAAUUUUUGAAACGGUUGCUGUGUACUAGUCUUACGAAAUCUUGGGUGUUUAUUUUUGGCUGUCUCUAAGUGUACUUAGCUGAUCGUAUUCAGUGUACUGCGCGCGUUUCUUUAUCGAUAAGUAUUUCAAACAGAAUGCAACCCACAACUUACGUUCUGUGUGUUUGGCUUCAGUUGCCGAAUAUUUUUGUCUCUUCGACGGGAAUUUUGCAAAAUUUAACAAUCUUAUUCAUUAGGAUAUUUGUUCCACCUUUUCUUCCUACCCUCUCGAAAAUAUGAAAUAGUUCACUCGUGUCGUCGAAUGUGACAGUGCCCGGAUUAUUAAGUGUCCACUUUUUAAUUCGACAUAAAUUUUGGUUAGAUAAAAAAGGAUACCUCGUCCUGCGCGAUUGCGAGGCUUAUUAUUUAACUGUUUUGUGAGGGGUGUAAUUUGUGUGAUAGAGAAAUUUUGUAUGUAUGUAUGUGAGUGUUUGACUUGAGCAAUCAUACGGCCUACAGAACGAACAAUACACAAGAUCAGAUAUAACAAGGUUGUCAAGAA
This is a messenger RNA of Daphnia pulicaria, 2350 nucleotides long. It is a transcript of the gene LPCAT, whose product is annotated as lysophosphatidylcholine acyltransferase-like. The record is from RefSeq and is a predicted model, not a curated record. The coding region runs from base 168 to 1634 and encodes 488 amino acids. The transcript has 9 exons. Lineage: Eukaryota; Metazoa; Arthropoda; Branchiopoda; Diplostraca; Daphniidae.